Molecule: messenger RNA, 1765 nt
Organism: Neodiprion fabricii
Lineage: Eukaryota; Metazoa; Arthropoda; Insecta; Hymenoptera; Diprionidae
Exons: 2
Coding region: 20-472 (150 amino acids)
Source: RefSeq, a predicted model, not a curated record
CCCGUCAGUUUCCACCGCAAUGGACCGAGCAGCGUCGACGAGCGGCGCGAUGCGGUUCUCGUCUAGGAGAAAAACCCGCCCGUCGGGUGUCGUCCUGCUAUGCGUUUUCCUCUGCGUUUUUCACCUCGCCGACGCCGACGCGGAAAUUUACGACUGCAAAACCAAGGUGCGAAACGAGUGGAUCAAGUACUGCAUAUCCGGCUACGAAGUCAGGGCGAAGCGGCAGGUACCGGAAGUCCCGGCUGAUCCGCAGUUCCGUUUUGUAUCCCCGGUGUCGGGGGACGAUCUGGGCUUUGGAUUGAGCGACGAGGACAUGAAUCAGCUCUUCGAGGACUUGGCGGCUCGCAGUCCUCGGGCCGCCAAGAACAAGCAACAGUUCGUGAAGAUGAUGAACGGACUGGCGGCAAGGUGCUGCAGCGACAAUCUACGGAGGGAUUGCAUCGCUUCCGACAAUAUGAUAAAUUGCCCCUGAAUCGUCGGCAGGGCGGUAAUACGAUAUGCGGGAAACACGUGUCGCCUGGCCGAUGCUCUUCCAUUUCGCGCUCUCGUCUCACGCAUAGAAAAAUACAAAACAGCGUGAUAUGAGUGGGCGAUUUAACACCUUUUCUUUGUGAACAUCGCACGGCGUAUGUUUGAAAAUGGAACGAUUGUUGUUCUCUCACGCGUUUGUUCAACGACACCGCGGAUCGAUUACUCGAUUAUAUUACCUAUUGUACGACGUACACGUUAUACACCUACAACUUGCAUAUUUACACCUGUAUCUAUGUGUGCUUACUAUUAUAUUCACUGCAUACGCGUAUGUAAUAAUUACUUGCCUUGCAUCGAAUUUACACACGUUUUCAGACACUAUACAUAUAUAAUGUAUUUACCCAUCCGUUAGAGCUCGGUGGGCCAAGUGGAAACACCUGAAGGUGAAAGUCAUCCACCCUGUAUAUAUCUCAAGUGCGAUGAAUGUACCAUUGAAGGCAAAGAAAUCACUUCACAACGACAUUCUAUAAAUAAUCAAGUUUCUGUGGAUCCGUUUAUUUUAAAAAUGUGUUAAAAGUGAUAUAGGCUUGAGCUAAAAGUUGCGCACGAUAAAUUCGCAGAAUUCUUGGACGUUUGUCGACGGCGAUAUCAUGACCAACUAUCCUUGCCGUAAUUUUUCUUCAGUGUUGAACGAAACUCGAAAACUGGCAAGUGCCGUUUGUAAUCGUGUAUAACCGAAAUAUAUUGGCAUGUUGAUUUAGCUCCAGCGUUUUGAUCAAAUUUAUCUCAAUAUUCUCGAUCGCAAAAGCGAAAUGUUUUUGCAGUCAAGAAAAACAUGAAGCGUAAAAAUUCGAACUCAAUCGUGUCAUCGGUAAUCCUUUGAGCCUGAAAUCCACAAUUAUUAUCGAAUGGGAAUUAAAUGAAUCGUCGAUUAAGCGAAAGAUUGGUUUUAUUUUUAAAAAAUUACAUCACAAUAGAUUUCCCAAGUGGUUUGUCAAAUUCUCAAGUAAACACACCAUACACACACACACAAUGUAAUUUAUCGGAGAAUCGUGAUUUACAUUAACAUGAAUUAUUCUCCAUCUUAUACAUCAAUAAAAUAUUAAUCUUACACAACCGACGUAUGCGUUAUAGGUGUGUAUAAGAACACGGUAUAUCAUACGGAAUAUUUCAAUAGUCCUUAGUCGUGUGAUGUUUAAUCACAGUACAAAUAAUGUAUUACGCUACAGCCUAGCCUAGGUAAAAUAAUUUAAUGAGAUCAUUGGUUGAGUAGAGUAUCGAAGCGGGUAUAGCAUUG